AUGCGACGCCUGCAAGUCUUGGUACCACUGGUCUGCAGCAAGGCAGACAGUAGGGAAUACGAGCUGCAGGUUAAGCACGACUUCCUGCAGUGGUACUGUCUGGGCUGCAGACAGCUACUAACGGAACUAGCGCAAGAUAGAACUAAGAAGGCGACAGACUUUACUGAGGCUUGUACUCAAAUUGAGAUGGUCGAGGGUGGUAAGAAGACCAUUAACAAAGGGACAAAUACUGGCUUGGGGAUGAAACUCGAUCGUCUGAUCGGAAACCUAAGUUGCGGACCAAGAGAAGAUAAGGUGAAACCAGCACACCGUACCGGUGCACAUAAGGCAACGGUGCAACCUCCAUCAGAGUGGACAACCGUGCACCACAAGGGUACUGCUAUGCCCAGGCCCACACAGACUGGCCCCAGCACCCGAUCGGUCACAGUAUUUGACCUACCAGAAUCCAAAUCUUCAUCGCUGGCCGGGAGGGAUAUCCACGAUAGCACAGUUUUUCACCAACUAUGUCGAUAUGCCUCUCCCUGA
Echinostoma caproni is the source of this 525-nucleotide messenger RNA. The record is from the annotation of a GenBank genome assembly. Lineage: Eukaryota; Metazoa; Platyhelminthes; Trematoda; Plagiorchiida; Echinostomatidae.